Messenger RNA from Aspergillus welwitschiae, 766 nucleotides. RefSeq lists its product as uncharacterized. NCBI's taxonomy places the organism in Eukaryota, Fungi, Ascomycota, Eurotiomycetes, Eurotiales, Aspergillaceae. The record is from RefSeq and is a predicted model, not a curated record. Gene Ontology annotation, cellular component: cytoplasm. The transcript has a single exon. Bases 64 to 750 code for a protein of 228 amino acids.
GGAGAGAUAACUGGAAUUGUUGGGGCCUCUCAGAUUACAGCUUUCCGCACAGCGUUGGCUGUCAUGACUCUCUUUGCGAGUGUCUCGCAUAUCCCGAAAAGGAAUAUUGUGGUUUUCGGUUCGGGAAAGCAGGUCGAAUGGCAUCUUCGCCUGGCGUUUCUCUUAACUGAUGGAGAAAUUGAGACGGUAACAAUCAUCAACAGAGGCCGUAAGAGACUUGAUCGCUUGGAGGAGACUGUGAUAUCUUCCAUCCGGUUGACCCAGCCCAAUGUCCGCUUCCAGCUGAUUGCCAAGGAACAUACGCCCAACUACGAGGAACUACUGAGGGAAACACUGAAACAUUCGGAUGUUAUAUUUUGCUGCACACCGUCAACCGCACCGCUAUUCCCAUUCUCGUUCCUCCAGUCGUCUCCUAAAAGCCGCUUUAUCUCUCUUAUUGGAUCUUAUAAGCCUCACAUGAAAGAAAUUGACACCCAAACUCUCCUUUCCGGUGGAGGGUGCGUAUAUGUGGAUACUGCAGAGGGAUGCCUGGAGGAAUCAGGGGAGCUGAUCGAUGCUGCGAUAACCAGGGAGUCGUUGACAGAUAUUGGAGAAUAUCUUGGGGACAAAGAGGAAGGUACGGGCCGUCAGCUGGAGGGAAACAUCAUAUUGAAGUGUGUUGGAAUGGGUAUAAUGGACCUAGUUAGCUCGCGAUUGUUGCUAGAAUUGGCGCAGGAGUCCGGCCUUGGGCAGCAGAUGCCGGGGCUCUAGAAUAGGUAAUAGAUAC